AUGAGAACAGGCAAAAAGAAGUACUUGUCCAUACACAAAAAUGUCACUCAACUUCAGACACCAAUCAAAUAUACCAUUAGGCUCGAAAAACUUAUAGCCAACAACGAUAUCAGUCUCUACAACCGAUUUGACGAUCAAUGCCAUCGCCGUCCCUUCGCGCCUGCCAUUGUCUUUGAAGGCUGCACAUACACCUGGAGAGAUGUAGAACAAGCAUCCAAUCGAAUGGCACACUGGUAUAUCUCGAAAGGAAUAUGUCCCAAAGAUCGUGUGGCCAUGUACAUGGCCAACUCUCCUCUCUUUAUCUUCUCUUGGCUGGCUUUGCUCAAGAUCAAGGCCGUACCAGCCUUUAUCAACAACCAAAUCACCGGAGCUGGUCUUAUACACUCGCUCAAGGUUGUAAAUGCGAAAUUCUUUGUAUUUGACUUUGAAUUCUUUAAUAUCCUGGAAGAGUCUAUUUCGGCUAUUCGAGAUGAUCUUGGUUACUCCCUUUAUACAAUCACACCAAAAGAGGAGGUGUUGGUACGAUUUUAUCAGUAUGGAUCGAGACCAGGGCCACAGCCUUUUGGUUUUAUGGAUUGGGAACGAUAUGAAGCUACCGGCUUCCCACGAGAGUCUCGAAAAGAUGUGGAUAUUAGCGACCCAGCAGGUCUUAUAUUCACUAGCGGCACCACCGGACUUCCAAAAGCAGCUGUCAUGGACCAUGGGCGAUGCACAUUGAUUGUGGCUACCUGCGUAGCCAUUGCCAAACUUACAGAGAAGGAUCGCCUGUAUGAUUGUUUGCCUUUAUACCACACAGCAGGAGCCAUUCUUGGCGUUGUUCAUACUUGGAUAACAGGGGGCACUGUUGUUUUAGCUCGAAAGUUCUCGGCCUCGACUUUCUGGAAAGAAGUCAGAGAACAAGAAGUAACUGCGAUUAUACAUAUAGGAGAGCUCUGCCGAUACCUUUUAAAUACGCCGGAACAUCCUCUCGAUAAAGCAAAUAAGGUCAGGAUUGUACUUGGCAAUGGCCUACGCCCUGACGUCUGGCUCAAGUUUCAAGACCGCUUUGCCAUUGACAACGUUUUCGAAUACUAUUCAAUGAGCGAAGCGGCUUCAAGCGCUCUAUUCAAUGUAUGCGGAGGGGAGGAUGGCGCCGGCGCUGUAGGAUGGCAUGAAAAAUACCGUUGUCUGAAUAGCACUAUCCAACCGGGGGUUCGACUUGUCAGAGUUGAUACUGACAAUGAAGAGCUGAUCAAGGACAAGAACGGGUUUUGUAUUGAGUGUGUACCGGGCGAGACGGGCGAGUUGAUCAGCAUGGUUGAUAACAACAAGAGCUACACACGUUAUGUUGGCUACUUUAACCAGCCAGAGAUGUCUAAAGCAAGACUAAUUCAGGAUGUGUUCCAACAAGGUGAUCAGUGGAUGCGGUCUGGUGAUCUUCUCUAUCGUUCAAAGGAUCAUUUCUGGUAUUUUGCAGAUCGUGCUGGCGACACAUUUCGAUGGAAGGGAGAAAAUGUCUCGACAGCUGAAGUUGCUGAUAGACUGGGUUGUAUGGAUGGUAUCGCCGCAUGCGCAGUAUAUGGAGUCAAUAUUCCUAAUCAUGAUGGUCGAGCAGGGAUGGUGGCCAUUUUGAAUGAGAAAGCUCUUGAAGAGUUCAUGGGUCGACUAGGUGAGCAUGUUAGAAAGCAUCUGCCUUCUUAUGCAAUCCCGCGAUUUGUACGUAUCUGCCAGAAAGAGCUUGAGAUUACAGGAACAUUCAAGAACAAAAAAGUUACACUCAAGAAGGAAGGCUUUGAUUUGUCUAAGGUUGAUGAUCGUUUAUUCUGCUGGACUCAAGGUCGUUAUGAACCUUUUGGGCCGAAUGAAAGCAUUUUAGUCCUUGCGGGCCGCGCACGCCUUUGA
Lobosporangium transversale is the source of this 1881-nucleotide messenger RNA. RefSeq lists its product as hypothetical. Gene Ontology annotation, molecular function: long-chain fatty acid-CoA ligase activity; long-chain fatty acid transmembrane transporter activity. Bases 1 to 1881 code for a protein of 626 amino acids. The transcript has 7 exons. NCBI's taxonomy places the organism in Eukaryota, Fungi, Mortierellomycota, Mortierellomycetes, Mortierellales, Mortierellaceae. The record is from RefSeq and is a predicted model, not a curated record.